AUGAAGCUCUACCCCAAGCACAUCCUCCAGAAGCCUUACUCCUGCUCUGCUUCCGCCUAUGACAUCGACGUCAUCGUCCCCAAGAUCGCGGCGGCGGCGCAUGAUGUUGUGUCGUCGGAUCAGUAUCUUAGUGAGAUUAUGUCGGAGAAGGUGUCGGCGACGCAGAGGGAUCAUAGGAGGAGAGGGCUGACCGGCGUGUGGAGGCCUCAUUGGGAGAGGAUUUUGGAGUCUCCUUCCUCAAUAUCCCUAUUCCCUACCCAUCACGAUCAUCACAAUUCUUUUUAA
This is a messenger RNA of Linum tenue, 285 nucleotides long. Lineage: Eukaryota; Viridiplantae; Streptophyta; Magnoliopsida; Malpighiales; Linaceae. The record is from the annotation of a GenBank genome assembly.